AUGGACUCGGAUAACGUACGAUUAACAGAUUUAUCUGCUAAGAAAAACGAGAAAGCAGCACUUGCAGGCACAAGUUCUCCAUCAAAAAUGCGCAUUUUGAAUUCAAAAAGAUCGGGUCGUGUGCGAAUUAUGAGUGAACUAAAACCUUUCCUUCCAUUGUUGCCUGAUGUAGCUGAUAUGGGAAUAAAAGAACAAAAGCAACUUUUUCAACAGCUCUAUUCUGCUGGAAUAGCUGCUUCGGCCUCGCUACAUAAGUGGUUAACAAUGAGUGCUGCCCAACAAUUUCCUCGAUUUUGUGCUAAAUUUGAUGCUACGGCAUGUGUUGAUGGGAUGAAGGAGGAUUUCUGUAUUGAUAGCGCACAAGUUGAGAAGGCUUAUGAUAUUGCAGCGGCCCUUCAAAAUACGCAAUUAUCUCCGAGUCAACAAAUCCCAUUCACCUCUGAAGAUGCCGAGGCGUUGAAAACUCUUUCUCGUUCGGGCAUACUGGAUGAUGCUGUCGAAUCGUUGCGACAGUUUCCGUCAUUGGAAGAGGACUUACUUGGUCUAAAAGAAGAUCUAGCGGCUGCGAGCCUUAUAACGCCUGAUAUUGCGGCUGCUGCUUUAUCUGCCUUUGCUGCUGCUACGUUACGACGGCCUCCUACACGAACAAUAGAAAGUUUAAUGGCAAGUUCUCAGGAUCCUGUAACUACAAAUGGAGGCCCCGAUUCUACGGAUGAUGAGUCGUUGGAGCUGAAUCUCAGCGAGGAUGAAUCGGAAGACAACGGCGACAUGUUAUUAAACCUCGCUGUCUGUGCUGGGUACUUAGAUCUGACUAAGGAACUGGUUGAAAUUCGAGGAAACCCGAAUUAUCUUAGUACAAAUAAUGAUCGUACACCGUUGAUGGAAGCUUGUUGCGCAGGACACAGUGAUAUUGUUAAGCAUUUGCUGGAGCAUGGCGCUGACAUGAAUGCUAUGAGUGCGACCAAGAACACUCCACUGAUUUACGCAUCAGCUGCUGGCAACGUCGAGUGCGCGAGCUUAUUACUAGAUUAUGGUUGUGAUACCACGAUACGAAAUGAUAAUGGACAUUGCGCGCUCAUGGAAGCAGCCAGUUCUGGUUAUCUGGACGUUGUUUCCCUUCUUGUUCAACAUGGAUUUCAAGUGUUACCAUGUAAUCAAAGUGAUCUGAAAGUUGGAUUGGAAUCAGCUUUAACCUUAGCGGCUUACAAAGGUCAUUAUGAUGUAGUUCAGUUUUUGCUGGAAAAAGGUGCCAACAAAUACAAAGAAGAAUUACACACUGCCCUUAUGGAAGCAUCAAUGGAUGGACACUAUGAAGUAGCAAAACUGCUGUUAGAUAAUGGUGCUCCAGUAAAUUUAGCGUCAGAUUCCUUUGAGAGUCCGUUAACUUUAGCUGCUUGCGGCGGACAUCCUGAUUUGGUACGGCUCUUAUUGGAAAGAGGUGCUAUCGUGGAAGAAGUAAAUGAUGAAGGUUACACGCCUCUGAUGGAAGCAAGUCGAGAAGGACAUUUAGAAGUUGUUAGGUUGUUGAUCAAAUUUGGUGCAAAAGUCAAUACACAAACUGAUGAAACUGGCGAAACUGCUUUGACACUAGCAGCUUGUGGUGGCUUCAAGGAUGUUGUGGAACUGUUAGUGCGAAGUGAUGCACGUCUCGAUAUCGGUGCAAAUACACCCUUGAUGGAAGCUGCUCAAGAAGGACAUCUUGAUACCGUUAGAUUCAUCCUUAAUGAAAUGCGUUCACUUGGAUUACCAAUCGAUGCUACAACAACAGCAAAUAGCAAUACGGCGUUAACCUAUGCUGCAGAAAACGGUCAUUUGGAUGUGUGUGCUGUGUUAAUCGAAUUUGGUGCUGACAUUGAUCAUCAAGCAGAAAAUGGUCGUACGGCCUUAAUGAAAGCAGCAAAAAAUGGAAAUUACAGUGUGAUCCAAUUUCUCCUAAUGAGAGGAGCUAAGGUAAAUGAGAUUUCUACAGACAAUGAUGCCAGUGCGUUAUUCUUAGCAUGUGCUCAUGGCCAUUGGGAAAUUGUUCGAUUAUUGCUGGAUCAUGGAGCUGAUCCAUCUCAUGUGUUUAAAGAUGGCAUGACUUGCAUGAUCGAAGCAUCGCGAAAUGGGCAUACACGCGUAGCAGAAACACUUUUGAAUUGGCAUGAUGCACCUAUUGUGACGCGCACACCUCUUCUGGGAAAAGCACCAUCAUUACAGAAUAGUCGUUUGAAAAAGGUUGCGCGACGAACAGUGAAUAAGAAGGCGACCGCUGUUACGCAGCCAAAAGUUGAAUGUGCUGAGAAAUCAAUGAAUAACGUGCCGAUCGACGUAGGUGAAAAGAUGGGUUGCUCAGAUGGAACUACGAUAUCAGCAUCAACGACUGCAGUCACAACGGCAGGAAUGCAUUCGCAGUGUACGCAUGAUUCUCAACCCGUAUCCGGAAUGCAUAAUGUAUCAACAAAUGCAAAUGUGCCAGCUCAUUUGCUUGCACAUUAUAAUUAUCAAAAUGCGAUAAAUCCAGAUGAACUACGGGGUAUGAUUGCGGGGAUGGCUGCCAUGGCUGCGCAGUCUAAUGCGCUCCCUAACGAUCAUUUGUUCGCACAGAUAGCAGAAAAAGCAUUACGUGGUACAUUUGCAAACAGUGAAAUUACUAGUGGCUUAGCAGAUAAGAAGAUGCAUCAACAGUUCAGCGAAUUAUUAAAGCAGCAAUUCAGCAUACUGGCAAAUCGACAGAAAGAUGCAUUGGCUGGUUUAGGAGGUGCAAACUCUCUACCAGAUUCUGAAAAUGGUGGUAGUACAUCAUAUAGUCCCUCGGUCACUUCAUCUCCAUCACCUCCAAUGAUUGCUUGUUGUGAGACAACUGCAGCACACGCAGCUGUGGCGCAUUCUCCCAGUUCAGCUGCAGAUACGAGGCGAAAGGGCAGCACGUCAAACCAUUCUCGUGAUGAAGAAUUGAACCUUUCUGUUGAUCUGUGCCGGCUAAACCGUUGCAGUUUCCGGUGCCUCAUCGAUUUGCUGAGCAUAUUUCGCAGAUGUAAUGGUUUUGCCGGGAUUCAGAAAACCGCUGCGACAGUAAGACCACGAAACAGUUACCAUGACCUUUUUGGCGCUAGUUUUGCUUUGGGAAACAGUUUGGAGCUUCUUAUUCGUCCAACUAUUGAGGAAAGACAAAAAACCAAUGGAGGACGUGGAACACAACAGAAAAAAGGUGGCAAAAACAUUAUUUUGUCAGACGGUGAACAAAGAGGUUUAUUUCCACCAGCAUCUUCUCUCAGAUUCCCGGCACCACCACCACCAGUUAUGAAUGCAAAUCUUCCACGUGAAAGUGUGCCGUUGUCACCACUGAAAGUUCAGCAGUCACUGAGACAGCAGUCACCACCGUUGCCUAAACAACAACUCAUAUCAGAACCAACAAUUGGGCGACAACGCUCGAAGCCCGUUCCUGAAGCAGCUGGUGAAUCAGCUGACAGGAAUGCAUCACGGAAUCGAGGUAGAACACUGAGUGAAAGCGCAAUGCACGUUGGUGAUGGACAACAUACAACUGAAAGGACGUAUGAUACAGAGAGUGAUGAAGAAAUUAGUAGCAGAAGUGAUUCGAAAAAUGGAGAUAAUUUCGAUCGAAAUUGUCAGAGAAGUUAUCGUUGUCAUCUCUCCUGUUCUCAGCCGUUUAAUGUAGAUAUGCAAACUGAAUCAAAUCAUGAUACUGCUCUUACUCUAGCCGCCACGGGUGGGCAUGACUCUCUUGUUGAACUCCUUAUUACUCGAGGUGCUAACAUUGAGCAUAAGGAUAAAAAGGGUUUUACGCCAAUCAUAUUAGCUGCAACAGGUGGUCAUGUAAACGUUGUUGAACUAUUACUAAAUCAUGGUGCCAACAUUGAAGCGCAAUCUGAUCGCACGAAGGAUACGGCCUUAUCUCUCGCCUGUUCUGGUGGACGGAAAGAGGUUGUUGAAUUACUGUUAAAACGUGGUGCUAACAAAGAACAUCGUAAUGUGAGCGAUUACACAGCGCUUUCAUUAGCUGCCUCUGGAGGUUAUGUUGAUAUCGUGAAUUUGCUUCUAAAUAAUGGUGCAGAAAUUAACUCCCGUACUGGCUCAAAGUUAGGCAUAUCACCACUUAUGUUAGCAGCAAUGAAUGGACACGCUGCAGCAACAAAAAUAUUACUUGAACGUGGUUCGGAUAUAAAUUCGCAUAUUGAAACGAAUCGUAACACUGCACUGACACUGGCAUGCUUUCAAGGUCGUACCGAUGUGGUGCGAUUAUUACUUGAAUACAACGCUAAUGUUGAGCAUCGAGCUAAGACUGGACUUACUCCGCUAAUGGAAGCAGCAAAUGGAGGUUAUGUGGAUGUUGGGGAAUUAUUAUUAACUGCUGGGGCAGAUCCAAAUACAUCACCAGUCCCUAGUAGUCGUGAUACCGCACUGACCAUUGCGGCUGAUAAAGGGCAUCACAAAUUUGUUGAAAUGUUGAUCCACGCUCGAGCCUCGAUUGAUGCCAGAAAUAAGAAAGGCUGUACGGCUUUAUGGUUGGCGUGCCAUGGGGGUCAUCUGGAAACUGUCCAAACACUAGUGAAGCAUGAAGCAAGUGUUGAUAUACAAGAUAAUCGCCAGGUUUCACCACUAAUCAUUGCCUUCCGAAGAGGACAUAUAAAAGUAGUAAAAUAUAUGGUACGACAUGUGACACAAUUCCCAAAUGAUGCAGAUUGCUAUCGUUUUAUCGCCACGAUUAAUGAGAAGGAAUUACUUACACGAUGCCAUCUCUGUAUGGAUAUCAUUGUUGCAGCGAAAGAUCGGCAAGCUGCGGAAGCUAAUCGUGCCGCAGAGUCUCUUCUAGAAAUCUUGGCGAGAGAGGAAGAGCAAGCUAAAUCUAAGAAACUUUCAAAACAGCGACAAAACGAAAAGAAAAAGGCUAAGCGAAAAGCUAAAAAAAAUCAAGCUGACGGAAAUAUUGAACGGAAAGAUUUGGAUCGUAAAGAAGAUGCAUCUACCAAUAAUGGUGAGGAAUCAGCCGAUGAAGAAAAUGGUUCUGAAAAAGCAAGCAGUGCCGUAGCAGUAGACGAAAGUAAUACUCGGAACCGUGAUUCGGAGCACGAGUUUUUUCAAACUGAUCCACCACGUGUGCCUGCGUUGUUAUCAGACGAACACAGUGCCGACGAAACUGUUUCGUUCCCAGAAAGUUCACUCACAAAGCGGACGGUAGUAUCGAGUGUUUCUGUUGCUGGAAAGUCAUCACGACAUAGAGUCCGUAAAGAAAAUGGCAAACCUGCUGUUCCUGUAAAAUCGCCUCCACAUAAAACGGGUAGUGGAAAUACGUCGGAUACCGAAUGGAUGAAAGCAACAUCAAGAAGGAAUGCGGGAAAAGCAGUGAUGUCAGGGAAAAAUGGUAGUUCUGGAAGUACCUCAAAGGAUGAAUGUGGAAGUAGUAACGCUGCGACAUGGCGGCAUGUCGACUCGAGCCGUCGACGUUCCGCUCGGUUGUCUGUGUCGUCAAAUUCAAUAGCACGUGUUAUUGGUCGUGCAGGAGGUAAUAUUAAUGCGAUUCGUGAAGCUACCGGAGCAUACAUUGAAGUUGAGAAACAAACUGGAAAGAAGGAACAGCACGAUCGGCAAAUAACACUAAAGGGUACCGAUGCUGCGUUAAGACAAGCCGUCGAAAUGAUACAUGGUUUAAUCGAUGAUAGUGAAUGUAACGUAGAAGAAGUGAUUCAGCGAGUGAGUAGUGCCCACAAUACCUCCAUUUCUCAGAGUGAGGAAAAUGCCAACCGAAGUAAUUUGGCGUUAUCUAGCACUUCACCUGCAACGACAGCACCACUUUCCCAGAAAAAGUCUCAUGCCAUCGGUGCUAUAGUAUCACAUACACCAUCUGAGAUGUCGCAUACUGCAGCAGCAGGCAAGAAAACUGCCCCGUAUAUUGUUACUACGAAUGUGUGGGCACAGCGGGCUGCACAACGUCAAAAUCAGAAAAUAGUGAGUGCAAUUGGUUCAGAAAAGAAGCAGAAAAUGUCAUCUGGUGCUAUAGAACAGGAAAAUCCGAGUCCUGAUCAGAUACUACAACUCAAAACACCUGGAACAGUGCAUCCUCCUCAGGAGAUACUAGCUGCAAAUACCGCUGUUCUUAAAAUUGGGGAUGAAGCGCAAAAACGUGGGAUAAAAGAAUUUUGUCGAGCACCCGGCCAUGCAAGACCAACUUCUGCAUCUGCUUCAAGUCCGUCGGUAUCACCGAUUGGCUUGAAAUCUCCGAUUCAUGUCGGACCUCGUAGCACUGUGGUCUCUUCUUCGAUUGGUGUGACCAUACCAACUGAUAUAAAACCUAGAACGGAAUUAUUUAAAGCUGGACCGAAAAUUGAAUUUCCUCAAAAUAUUCCAACCACUGGUCCACUAACUUCUGCACCAGACAUAGACGAAAGGAAAUUGCAACCACUUCUUGGUACAGCUAAAUCGAAUUUGGAUGCACUGAAGCCCAGCUCCAUCGACCAGAAACUGUUUUCGCCAUUGGAUUCUACUCGCCCAAACAUUAUGUCUUCGUCGAUUGGUAACAUUUGGGAUGACAACAUUGUUGACGAUAAACCUUGGGCUGUUCCUACACCUUUAGCACCAGUGCAGUUGGAAGACUUCGCGCGAAACAUCAAUGUGCAGCUGCCGACUUCAGCAAAGCUUGCGAGAGAUUACCCGAAUCCCGAUACUGCAGCAGAUCAUGUGAUUGAUUUGGCUAAAAAUAUCGCUAAUUUGCGGACACCCGAAGAUAGGCCAGUCAGCGUGACAGGUAACGAGGCUGUGGCACGACGCACUUUCUUGGGUGAGAACAUACCGUCCUUCGAUUUGAACGUUCCUUUUUCAAAUCGUGAUCCCGUUGAUUGGAGUAAUGCAGGACCUUUUCCAACGGAUACAUUUGCGCGUUGGAGAAAUACUCAGUUAGAAUCGGCUCCAAUCACAGGAUCUACUCAAGAAAUCGACAGUUCUUCCUGGAUAGAUCAAGUAGCAGCCCGCCUGGCAUCUACCCGUCAGGAGCAUCUACCAUUUCCACCAACUACUUACCCGGGAAAUUCAGCACAUGUUACGGGUCCUUUCGGAACUGAUAUAGCAAAUGUCAAUCUCAGUCAGCGACAGCAGUCAACGCAGGCAUGGAAUCGUAUGCACUUUCAACAGGCUGCACAAGCCGCCAGUAAUGAAUAUGAAAAUUUGACGAAUCUUCUGAGUUCAUAUCGGCCAACAGCAAGUUCGCAGCAUCAACCAGUAUCUUCGCAGCAGCAGCAUCAACUACCCCAGCCAAUUGUACCAAUGGGAAAUAUUAAUUACAAUGCUGCACCUGCAGCUGUUGGACCGGCUGGUUUUCGGGUACCUGCACCACGUUCUCAGAUUGCAAAUACAUCUGUUCCACCGCCACCUUUCUUUAAUUCUCAAAUUCCACCACCAUCUUCUAUGUCCCACCGCGGCGUGAUUCCGGUUACUCAGUCUACAGCGAGUGCGGCAUGGCCAUCAAUUCACUUUGCUGGGCAGGCACAGACGAAUACCGUUACUGAAAAUACGCAAUUUCCACCAUACCUAAGUACCACACGUGGAAAUUGGAGCUACAAUUGGUAA
Molecule: messenger RNA, 7560 nt
Organism: Cercopithifilaria johnstoni
Lineage: Eukaryota; Metazoa; Nematoda; Chromadorea; Rhabditida; Onchocercidae
Source: the annotation of a GenBank genome assembly